Microdochium trichocladiopsis is the source of this 3997-nucleotide messenger RNA. RefSeq names its product kinesin related protein 2. Gene Ontology annotation, cellular component: nucleus; spindle microtubule. The record is from RefSeq and is a predicted model, not a curated record. The coding region runs from base 235 to 3813 and encodes 1192 amino acids. Gene Ontology annotation, biological process: microtubule-based movement; mitotic spindle assembly. Gene Ontology annotation, molecular function: plus-end-directed microtubule motor activity; ATP binding; microtubule binding. Lineage: Eukaryota; Fungi; Ascomycota; Sordariomycetes; Xylariales; Microdochiaceae. The transcript is spliced from 3 exons.
GCAGUCAGUAUUGCAUUCCCUCCACAGCAGCGGGCCGAUCUUGACCGAGCGCACCUCAUAUUGUUUUCCCCUAGAUGGAACCCUCCCACCUUGCUCCAUGAGAUAGCCUGUGGUUCCUUUCAACCCAUUUCGUCUCUCUGCACACACGUUACCAAGCAACUGCGCGUCCAACACCCCCCAAGUAGUAGCACAACACGGACAAUCAUUGGGGACCAUUCCAAUCCACGACAAACGAUGUACGGCCGCGCCCAGCGUGCCGAGAGGCCGUCCGCUGCCACCAGGACUACUGGUGGUGCUGCUGGGCGGUCUGCACUCCGUCCACCCACCGCGAGGACAUCGUCAUUACGCCAACCCAUGAGCCACCAGGCUGUCGCGGCCGCUCGCAUUGAUCGCUCUGUUGCAGCCUCCCCAGCCGACUCGAUGCUCUCCGUCGCGACUACCGGCACCAAGCGCAAGGACCGUGACUUCGAAAUCGAAGCUGCCGGUGAGGAGACGAACAUUAAUGUCGUCGUACGAUGCCGCGGCCGCAACGAGCGCGAGGUGAGGGAGAAUAGUGCCGUCGUUGUCUCGACAGACGCAGUCAAGGGGAAGCAGGUCGAGCUCUCCAUGGGUCCUAGCGCACUCAGCAACAAAACAUAUCAGUUCGACCGCGUCUUCUCGCCCGCCGCCGACCAAACUAUGGUUUACGACGAAGUGGUCAAGCCGAUUCUCGAAGAGAUGCUUGGCGGUUUCAACUGCACAAUUUUCGCCUACGGUCAAACAGGUACAGGAAAGACCUAUACGAUGUCUGGGGACAUGGACAACACCCUGGGUCUGCUCUCGGACAAUGCUGGCAUCAUACCUCGAGUCCUUCAGUCGCUGUUCAACAAGCUUGACAUGGAAGAGACGGAAAGCUUUGUCAAGUGCUCCUUCAUUGAGUUGUACAACGAGGAGCUCAAAGACCUUAUCGCGGCCGAUGACAAUAUCAAGCUCAAAAUCUUCGACGAUACAUCUCGCAAGAGCCAUGCCUCGACCGUGGUGCAGGGCAUGGAAGAGUCACAUAUUAAGAAUGCCGAGGAAGGCAUCAAACUGCUCCAGAAGGGUAGUUUGAAGCGCCAGGUUGCCUCCACGAAGUGCAAUGACCUCAGUAGUCGAAGUCAUACGGUAUUCACGAUCACGGCUUGCAUAAAACGGACCGGAGAGGACGGCGAGGACUAUGUCAGCGCUGGCAAAUUAAAUCUUGUCGACCUUGCUGGCAGCGAGAACAUCCAGAGGUCCGGCGCGGAAAACAAGCGCGCUGCCGAGGCGGGACUGAUCAACAAGAGUUUGCUCACUCUGGGCCGCGUCAUUAACGCUCUUGUAGACCGCGGCUCACAUAUUCCGUACAGAGAGUCCAAACUCACGCGCCUACUACAAGACUCUCUUGGUGGCCGCACGAAGACCUGCAUCAUUGCCACCGUGUCUCCAGCCAAGUCCAACCUCGAGGAGACGAUCUCCACUCUUGACUACGCCUUCCGAGCCAAGAACAUCCGGAACAAGCCCCAGCUCAACCAGCUCAUCAGCAAAAAAACUCUUUUCCGAGAAUUUACACACGAAAUCGAGCGACUGAAGAGCGAACUGAUUGCGACCCGGCAGCGAAAUGGAGUAUAUCUCACAAACGAAAGCUACGAGGAAAUGACCAUGGAGAGCGAGUCCAGGAGAAUUCAGAAUGAGGAGCAAGCUGCCAAGCUCGAAACCAUGGAGUCGAACCUGAAGAACAAGGUGCAGGAGCUCUUCACACUGACGUCAAAUUUCAUGGGCCUGCGAUCCGAGCACGACUCGAUCAAGGUGCAAUUCGACCAAACGAAGGGCGUGCUCGAUCAGACCGAGCUUGUGCUUGAAGCCACCAGGAAAUCAUUGGCUGAAGAGGUCUAUGUUCGCAAGGCUCACCAGAGGACGGAAGAGCAGAUGCACAUCAUUGGCGGAGAGCUCAUCUCGACUGUUCAGCAGACUGUGAAGGAUCUCGGUGGCUUACGAGCGAAGAACAAAAGAAAGUCUGACCUGCAAAUGCUCAACAGAACUAACUGGGCCUCAGCCCAAGACCAAGUGGCUGAUGUGACAGCUAUGGUCGAAAGCCGGAUCGAGGCGUUCCAAGCCUCGCAGGAGGAACACAUUGCAACAAUUUCGCAGCGCAUGGAGGCAUUUGUCACCUCAGAACUCCAGAAACUGUCAUCGACGCAGACAUUCCUCGACCAGAAUCUCGAGCUCUUUGUGCAGUCCAAGAGGGAAUUGAUGGAGCAACAGGAUCAAUCGCGCGAUGAGAUGGAUGACGUGUUGGAGGAGAUCAAGGUCGUGCGUGAGCAUAUCAAAGAACGUGUCGGGGAAAGUCUUCAAGCCAUUGCAGCGGCUGCCGAGCGCAUUGCCGACGAUGUCGUAAGCGAGCUUGUUUCGUUCCACAGCCAGCUGAACUCAUCCUAUACCGGCAUCAAGGCCGACGUCGGGUCAACGUUUGACGACCUCCUCCAAAUCAUUGCGAGCCAGAAGCAGCAGUCCGACAAACUCAGCGAAGAAGUCAGAAAAGCUGGAGACAGCAUUGUCGCGUCAAACACCGACGUCUCGGCUCGCCUUCAGGACGCUGUUACUCAAGAACGAGAACAGGCUGCCCUGGAGCGCCAGGCACUACUCGGCCAAAUUACAGCUCUUAUCAACGCCCAGGCUGAGACAGAGCAGUUACGCUGGGCGGGAACCGUCAACUCCAUUGGCGAGAACAUUGCGGAAAAUAAUGACAGUUUCGGCAAUGCAGUUGAAGUCUACUCGGAGGGCAUCACAGCUUGGGGCCAGAAGGAGGACGGGCUGUUGGAACGCGUCACGAAAUCCAAGGACGCAUUGAACGCCAAGCUUGCUAGUGACUGGACUUCUGCCAAUGCGAAGAGCACAUCUAUUCAGGAGACAACCAAGUCUGUCCAGGCUGAAACUGUUCGUGUUGUGGAAGAACAGAUGGAGGAUCUGCAUGAGCAGAUGACAUCGCUUGACGACUUCGUCACUCGAGCUCGAUCCCACAAUGCUCAGCACAACGACCGGCACGGCGCAUCUCUCCGUUCUGUAUCAAGGACAGUCGAGAAUUCAUACAGCAGCAUCGGUGACCACUUCAAAACCACCUUUGCUCGUGUUAACGACCUGAGUGCCGACAUGCAAGCCGAGAUCAACACGGCUCAGGAGACACUACAACCUUUAUCUGAAGAUCUUGUCCAGCCUCUGGCAGCGCUUCGCGAGGACAUCUCGAGCACAAUCCUCCAAGAAUACCAGCCCACAGGUGAAACUCCUCGAAAGAUAAAUUACGAGUUUCCAACUGAGCUGCCACGCACAAAUGCCCAUGACAGGCUUGUCGCUAAGUUCAAUGGGGCCCUGUCCCCAGUCAAGUCGCGGGUGUUUUCAGAUGCGGACCCGAGUCUCGCAGAGAAUAGGUCACCCAUGCGUCGGUACCACUCGGAAGCCAUUGUCUCUUCGCUGAGAGACAAGGAUGCGAACCCGUUCUCCAUGAGCCUGCGAGAAGUCAACCCAAAUCUGAAUGCGACGACUUUGGCGUACGAUCCAAAGGCUACAGCCACCAUACACGAGUUUGAUGCCAGCCUAGGAGCUGCGGCGGUGGAUAGCACGGCUGUUGAUGGCGACAGUGACUUCACCAUGCCGCUCUACAAGAAGAGUCGAUUGACGAAGCUCAAGGGGACCCGUAAGACGAUGGCGGCCCCUGACGACCGCGAGAACCUGCCGCUCCUUGCAGACCUGGUCCCAGGACUCGGCAAAGAGAUAUUCUCCCAAAGCAUGUCGCGGAGGAAGAGCCCUCGCCUCAAUUGAGCUUGAGCUGUGGUCAAGAGUGGUAUUCGCUGAGAGUUAUACAUUGUUUGUGUUUAACCUGCACGUAAGGUGUUUGGGGCGUGCCUUCCACGGUUUCUGCUUUGUUCUGGUAUUCUUGAAGAACAGUUUGGAAUAGUCUAAGAUACCCUAGAUCAGUUGUUUGUAAUGCCUAGCCUUUUUGUUA